UCAAAAAGAGGCGGUGGUCCUCCAUCAAAAAGAGGCGGCGGUCCUCCAUUAAAAAGCAGUGGUCGUAUCUCGACAACUGCAAUGGCUGGUAUCGUGGCCGGUGCAACGUUUGCUACUUUGUUGAUUGUAGGUAUCUUUUGGUGGAAUUGCUGUUAUAAAUUAGAUGAUGAAAUAUCCGAUGUUCUCUUUGGCGAUGAGUUCCAAAAUGGAAUGGAACUUAGGAAGUUUUCCUUGGUACAAAUAGCUAAAAUGACCAAUAAUUUCAACGGUGAAAAACUAGGAGAAGGAGGGUUUGGUGUAGUUUAUAAAGGGUACUUAAGGGACUUGGAUACUUAUGUUGCUGUUAAACGGAUUUCAAAGGCCUCUAAGCAAGGAAUUAAGGAAUUUGCAUCUGAAGUGAAGAUUAUUAGCCGAUCAAGGCACAAGAAUCUUGUGAAGCUUAUCGGUCAGUGUCAUGAAAAAGGAGAACUUAUACUUGUUUAUGAGUUGAUGGCUAAUGGCAGCCUAGAUUCCCAUCUUUUUAAAGGUAAAACCUUAUUGACCUGGGAAGUGAGAUUUAAAAUUGUGCAGGACCUGGCAUCAGCACUAUUCUAUCUACAUGAAGAAGGUGACCAUUGCGUACUACACAGAGAUAUCAAAGCGAGCAACAUUAUGUUAGAUUCUAGUUUCAAUGCUAAACUUGGGGAUUUCGGGCUUGCUAGGCUAGUGGAUCAUGCAAAAGCGUUACAAACCACCCAUUUAGCUGGGACUAUGGGCUAUUUGGCACCUGAAUGUGUUUCAUCGGGAAAGGCUAGCAAGGAAUCGGAUGUUUACAGUUUUGGAGUUGUGGCAUUGGAGAUUGCAUGCGGUAGAAGAUCAAUAGAGCCCAAAUAUGAAGAAUCUCAAGCUUCGUUGGUAGCUUGGGUGUGGGACGCAUAUGAAAACCAACGGUUGCUUGAUGUAGCUGACCCAAAACUAUGUAUGAACUUUGAUGCUAAACAAAUGGAAUGCUUGCUGAUGGUUGGACUAUGGUGCGUCCAUCCACACCAGCAUUUAAGACCGUCGAUAAGACAAGCAAUUCAGGUUCUUAACUUUGAAGCACCAUUGCCGAAGCUUCCAAGUACGAGGCCAACUGCCGCAUAUGAUACACAAAUCAUUUCUGAAAUUCAAGCAAGUGAGCCAUGUUUUACUGGUAUGAGUAUUACAGUCCCACGUUAA
Messenger RNA from Gossypium arboreum, 1197 nucleotides. Its product is annotated as L-type lectin-domain containing receptor kinase IX.1-like. The coding region runs from base 82 to 1197 and encodes 371 amino acids. The record is from RefSeq and is a predicted model, not a curated record. Gene Ontology annotation, molecular function: ATP binding; protein kinase activity. Gene Ontology annotation, cellular component: plasma membrane. Gene Ontology annotation, biological process: protein phosphorylation. The transcript has a single exon. NCBI's taxonomy places the organism in Eukaryota, Viridiplantae, Streptophyta, Magnoliopsida, Malvales, Malvaceae.